UGAAAAUUCCCGCGGAGGCUCACGGCGGGUCUCGCGAGAACUCCGCCUGCCCCCCCCCCCCCCCCCAUCCCGUCCCGCCCCCCGCGCGGCGGGUGAGCGAGCGAGUGAAGAAUGCGAGACCUAACGGCUCAGGUAACGAGCAGUCUGCUGCAGUUUCCAGAGGUGACUGUUCAGGCACUUGGGGAAGAUGAGAUCACCCUAGACUCUGUGCUGUGUGGGAAGUUUUCUGGAGGCAGAAGUGGCCUGGCGUGGCUGGCGUGUGGCCCUCAGCUGGAGGUGGUGAGCUCUGUGACGGGAGAGCGGCUCUCUGCAUAUCGCUUCAGCGGAGUGAACGAGCAGCCUCCCGCUGUUCGCGUGGUGACCGAGUUUUCUUGGCAGAAGAGGACUGGACUCCUGGUUGGGUUGGAGGAAGCAGAGGGAAGUGUUCUCUGUCUCUAUGACCUUGGGAUCUCAAGAGUGGUUAAAGCAGUUGUUCUUCCAGGAAGGGUGACUGCCAUCGAACCCAUCAGCAGUGACGGCGGAGCCAGUGUGAGCACCCGGCACCUGCACCAGAGCCUGCGAUGGCUCUUUGGAGUGGCAGCGGUGGCUACAGACGUUGGCCAUGUCCUUCUGGUUGACCUUUGUUUGGAUGAUUUAUCUUGCAGUCAGAAUGAAGUAGAAGCAUCGGAUCUAGAAGUUGUCACUAGAAUUCCUGCUGAAGUUCCACAGAGAAGAGAAGCUGUGACCAGAGAAGGGAGGCAUCUCUGUUUUCAAUUACGAAGUCCUUCAGGAACAGCAGUAUCAACCCUGUGCUACAUAAGCAGAAGCAACCAGCUCGUUGUGGGUUUUUCUGAUGGCUACUUGUCACUAUGGAAUAUGAAAACUUUGAAGAGGGAGCACCACUCUCAGCUUGAAGGAGGAAGGAUUCCUGUCUAUGCAGUUACUUUUCAAGAGCCUGAGAAUGAUCCUCGCAAUUGUUGCUACUUGUGGGCUGUUCAGUCUACACAGCAAAGUGAAGGUGAUGUUGUGAGUUUACAUCUGUUGCAGUUAGCAUUUGGUGACAGAAAACGUCUGGCAUCAGGACAAGUCAUGUACGAGGGUUUGGAAUAUUGUGAUGAAAGGUACAGUUUAGACCUCACUGGUGGAAUCUUUCCCUUGAGAGGGCAGACCAGCAAUACUAAAUUACUCAGCUGUCAGACCAUAGAAAAGUUUCGCAACCAUGCUGACAGAGAGGAUAGCAUUAAUGAAGUAAUCUCUCCUGACACCAGUGUAUCAAUCUUCAGUUGGCAAGUGAAUACCUAUGGUCAGGGAAAACCAUCUACUUACUUGGGUGUGUUUGACAUCAAUCGCUGGUAUCAUGCUCAAAUGCCAGACUCACUGAGGCCAGAAGAAUUCCGUCAUGAUUGCCCCUAUUUUGCACUGUGGUCACUGGAUCCUGUAAUAAGCAUGACUUCUCCAAACCUCAUUUUGGAUAUUCUGGUACACGAGCGUAGUCUAAGUCGGGGGGUUCCUCCUUCUUAUCCACCGCCUGAACAGUUUUUCAAUCCAAGCACCUAUAAUUUUGAUGUUACGUGCUUGCUCAGCUCGGGAGUUGUUCACAUGACUUGCACCGGCUUCCAGAAGGAGACCUUGAAGUUCUUGAAGAAAUCUGGUCCUUUAAUAAGUGAAGCCAUUUGUGACAGCUACACUCGGUGUCUUGUAGCUGGCUUGCUGUCUCCAAGACUGGUUGAUGUCCAGCCAUCCAGUUUGAGUCAGGAGGAGCAGUUAGAAGCGGUGUUGUCAGCUGCUGUGCAGACAGGUUCUUUAGAACUUCUGACGGGAUGCAUUAAACACUGGACUUCUGAAGAGCAGCCAAGUUCUGCUGUAAAUUUACGGUUUGUUCUUGAGUGGACGUGGAGCAAAGUGAUCUGUACAAAAGAUGAACUGGACCAAAUAUGUGUUCCGCUGUUUGAUGGCUCCUGCAACUUCAUUGACCCCCAGACACUACAGUCCCUUCAGCACUGCCAGCUGCUUCUGAGCAACCUCAGCACAGUCCUGAACUGUUUUCUAACAGAAGCCCGAGAGCUUACUGAGAAAGGUUUUACAGACUUGACAAAUAAGCAGGUGGUAACCAGCCUCAUUUCUUUGUAUGCACAAGUGGUGAUCUGGUUCUGUCGAUCCAGUCUCCUGCCUGAGGGUUUAGAUGACCAUAUGCAUUUGUCCAGACCUUUCUACAAUUACCCUCUGAUUCAGAGCUACUAUACGGGUCACCGACAGAAACUCCAGCGCUUAUCAAGAGGAAGGUGGGAUUCUGACUGCUUGAUGAUUGAUGGAAUGGUUUCCCAGCUGGGAGAGCAAGUUGAAAAGUUGUGGCAGAGAGAUGAAGGCGGCACUGGGAAAUACCCACCUGUCAGUUUACACGCACUGCUGGAUCUCUAUUUGCUAGAAAGCAUUGAAGAAAGUGACAAACAUGCAAUUACAAUUUACUUGCUGCUGGAUAUCAUGCAUUCCUUUCCAAAUAAAACAGAAACUUCGAUUGACUCCUUUCCAACUGCCUUUGCUAUUCCUUGGGGUCUCGUUAAGCUUAUUCAAGGGUUUUGGCUUCUAGAUCACAAUGAUUAUGAAAAUUCCCUGGCCCUGCUCUUCCAUCCAGCUACAAUCAAGACUGUGUCAUGGCAACACAUGAGGAUAAUUCAAUCCCUCAUGUGCCAGGGAGAGCACAGGCGAGCCCUCAGGUACAUCCAGAUGAUGAAGCCGUCGAUGUCCAGCAGCAGUGAAGUGCGGCUGUUCCUCACCGUGUUGUUGUCCAACAGGUGCAUGGUGGAGGCUUGGGGUCUGUUGCAGCAGCACACCACGAAGUUAACCAUAGAAGAGCUGCUCAAGCACAUGUAUGAAAUCUGUCAGGAGAUGGGGCUCAUGGAGGAUUUGCUGAAGCUGCCCUUCACAGACACGGAAAAAGAGUGUUUGGAGAAGUUUUUACAGACCAAUGCUGGUGUUCAGAAUCGUGAGUUCCUUUUAGUCCACCAUCUGCAGCGUGCCAACUACAUCCCAGCGCUCCAGCUGAAUCAGUCCAUGAAGGCCAAUCUGACGAAUGAUCGUGAUCCUCACCUGAGAGAGAGAGCAGUUGCCAGAAAUUCUCUAUUAGACCAAUAUGGCAAGGUGCUUCCCACAGUUCAAAGGAAGCUGGCAGUAGAGAGAGCCAAGCCGUACCGUUUGCCUUCAUCAGUCUUAAGAGAAGUGCCAAGGCCAAAGCCUUUAUCAACAGUAACAAGGCAGGGCAAUGCAGGAAAUGUGCAUACAAGAGCAACUUUCAUCAGUAAAGUGUUGUCCAAAAUUGGGGAAGUAUGGUUAGGAAAUGAGCAGAAAACAAAUAUCUCACAAUAUGAUAGUCCUAGAACUACAGAGCCAGCAGUCAGUACCCAUCCUCUCCCUGCUGCAGAGUUGCCCGAUGCAUUUCUUGGGACACCUAUUACGAAACUUUCUCAAAAAUGUUCAAGGUUACUGGAUUUGGUGGUUCGUCCUGUUCCUUCCCGCUCUGUGGCACAGGAUGAGAGCCAGCAGUCCCCAUGCAGAGCUUCUACUUCUUCCGUGGCAUCCAGCCCCCUGAGAUCAAAUACACAUCGCUCCAGCUCCCAAAAGAAUCUUCCAAGAGCAUCAGAGCUGAAUUUACUGGAAACUCCUCUUGUGGUCAAGAGAGCUAAAGUUUUGGCCACAUCUUCUGGUUUUCCUGGGUUUACUCCUCAGUCUAUUCUCAGGUCCAGCCUUCGCACUACACCCCUAGCAACUCCCUCUGCAUCCCCAGGACGAUCAGUUACUCCUCCUCUACGAGCAAAGGAACCUAGAAUAUCUUUCAGGGAAGAGAGCUCGAAUGCAAAGUGGACUGUUGGGGUGACAGAAGAUGAUAAAGCACUAUUUGGAGCUUCAUCUGAGCAUCAUCAUGGCUUGAUGGAGGAUUCUUGGUCUGAAAGUAGAGAGAAACCAACUCUGUUUACUCUGAGCAAUCCUGGGGGUGAUGGUGCUGAAUUGCAGGAGUCUUUGGAAAGCUUACCUGGAGAUGAUUUGGAGAAGAUGGAUGUCAGCAAAGAAAAUAGUAACUUCUCUGUCAGAUCAGACCAGACUACUUUGGAGUAUCAUGAUGCAAAAUCACCUGGUGAUUUUGAAGAUGAUGUCAUCUUUAUAGCUGCUAAACCAGCUAAUUCUUCCACUGAACAAACUGGUGAUGUUCAAGAAUGGGAGAAGGAGGAAGAAACUGAAAUGGUCGAAGAUAAACCUUUCCAGAUGAAACAACUAGAUCCUUCAGAACGAAGAAAAGAAGCAGGAUUUGUGGAAGAAUCAAAUGCUACAUGUCAUACCCUUCCUGAGGGUGAUAAAUCGGUGUUUAAAGCUGCUGAGGCUGCUACUUCAAGGGCUGGAAAAGAAGGUGAAACAGCCUACCAGGAGUCUGAAAUGACCUCUUCAUCAGAAGAAAAAGCCAUACUGGUUGCAACAAAUCCACAGCUCUCUGAAUCCCCAGAGGCAGACAGUGAACCUGUGAUAAGUAUCCUUGACAGUGAGGACAGGGUCAGUACUCCGUCUGAAAAUCGCCUUGAGGGCAAGUGUGUGGAUUUACCUGAAGAAUGUAACCCUAAGGCAGCUGAAGUUGAAGAAGACCAUGUUUCUAACAAUCCUCCUAAAACUGAGGAAAUUAAUGUUAUAGAAGAUACCUCAGAACCAGCACCUGAAACAUCUCCAUAUAGUGAACUAGAUCCAUCAAGCGAUCUUCAUUAUAGCUAUGAAAAUAUCGAGCAGCAGUUUGCAUGUGAUUUUCCUGAUAAUAAAGAUAGUGAAUGUGAUGCAGCUGAGGGAGAUGGAGACCUUUUUCUAUCUCAGAGUAAUUUUACCUUAGUUUUGGAAGGAGAAGAAGGGGAAGCAGAGAUGGGAGACCCUACAUCAGUAGAUGCUUCUAAACCAGAUGAGACAACAACAGAAGAACAGGUCAACCCUGUGACCAAUUUAGGAAAUAAUGAAAGCCAGGAACAUGUUACAAACUCAGUGUCCACUGUAACUGGUGAUCAGGAAUCUCAAAAUAUUGCAGAGUCACUCCCAUAUGUGCCUGAACCUAUUAAGGUUGCCAUUGCUGAGAACUUACUGGAUGUAAUUAAAGACACAAGAAGUAAAGAAUUUACAUCUGAAGUUGUAGAACAAUCUAUUCAUGAAACCAUAGGUAAAAAGGUAACUAGAUUCCAGAAGGCAAAAGCUCCCUUAACGCCUGUGCUGGAAGCAGUGGGAGAGGAAACCAGCAGACAUCAUUAUGGCAUUGCUCCAAGAACACGCACAAGGGGACAGCUGAGUAGAAGUCCAGGUGUUCUGUCAGCAGGCACUCAGCAGCUGCUGAAGACAGACAGCCCAGCUCUGCUUGGACUGUCUCCUCGGAGGAGUACCAGGCGAACAAAAGAAGCACCUGAGACUCCCAGUCUCCAAUCAGAGGAAAAUGCUCAAGAGGAGCAAACACCUGUGGCGCCUGUCACUCCUAGGAGAGGUAGGAAACCUAAAGUGUCAAAUGCAGAAAAAACAGAAAGCAGCCAUUCUGAUGGACAAAACGUGUCUGACAGUAUGCGGCCUGUUACUCCCAGAAGAGGACUAAGGAGAGCAAAGGAAGCUGCGCCUGAGCUCCAAGAAGAGGCUACUACUGAGGAAACGCCUCUUGCUGAAGGUAGCAUUAUUACUUCUUUCGCUUCCAAAAGGACUAAAGGAGGAAAAAGUUCAGCUGGAAAUCCAGAAACUAGCAAGAGUGAUACUGAUCAUAAGGUAAAAACAGCAGUCAGUCCCAGUAGAAGUGCAAGAAAAUUGAAAAGCUUUAAUUUACAGUUUACUGAAGAUACUGUUAAGGAUCAACAGGUGCAGCCUAGUGACCAACUCCUUUCACCUGUGCCAAGUAAAAGAGGCAGAAGAAGAAAGAUUAGUUCAUCAGAAGUUUCAGAAAAUUCUGAUCUUGAUCUGUCUAAAUCGUCGCUUCCUCAAACAGAAUUUAAACUUCCUGUCACACCUAGAAGAAGUGCUAGGAAGGCAGCACAAAACCUCUUGGCAGACCCAGAGUCUACCUCUGCUCAGGAAGACACACAUUCAGGUGAGAAAGUAGAAGUCCUUGAUACUCCUAAGAGAAGAACUAGAAGAGUGCCACAUGAGAAUCCAGAAAAAGUGGAUACUCACGAGCAAGCACCUGCAGAGCCAAGCGAGGAGCCAACCACACCUAGGACUACGGUAAGGACAGGGCGUCGGGGCAGGAAGAGGCGAUCAGUGUCCGAGGAGACCUCCCAGGGACCUGGUGGCAGUCCUUUGCUGCUUGAAGACAUAAACCCCUCAGGACAUGAUCAGACAUCAAGAGCUCUGACAGAUCGUGUUACAAGAACCAGAUCCCGCAGAACUGCCAUCCAUCAGAAACUGUCUGCUGAGGAAAAUGAGGCUUUCCUUUUCUCUCCUCCUCUCACAAAGCUGACUAAGAAAUUUGAAGGUGGAAAAACAGACCAUCCUGUGCAAUUUAACGAUUUAGACCCGGAUUUGUCUUCUCAAUUUGUCUUUUCACCCCCUCUUUUGAGGUCAAGGAGAAAAACUGUAGCUAGCAUUUCCCGAAUUGUGAAAGAAGCAGAGGUUCCAGCUAAAGAGGAAGAGGAUACCAAAUCCAUAGAGUCUGGGGGAAAGCAAAAAUUGAAGAGAGGUAGAACUCCAAAAUCAAAAAUGAAGAAAGCAAGCAAAACCACAAAAGAAAGUUCUUGGUCACCUCCACCAGUGGAAAUAAAAUUCAUCUCUCCUUUUGGAAGUCCAGUGGAUGGAACAAAAACAAAACAGAAGGAAACUACAGAUGCAGCAGGGAAGACCCUAAGAAAGAACAAAAAGAGACUGUCUAAUUUUCCAAAGCCAGUUGUGCGCCGGAAGAUGCUGUAACUGUUUUUUUAAGUUUAUAAUGUACACCACUGUUUGUAAAGUCAUCAAAAUUGUGUGAAUUAGUAAAAAGAAGAAAAAUCAUCUAAUUUGGAAGAGAUAAUUUAUAUAAAUUAUUGUAAAAUUUCAUAAAAAAAUGGUCUUCAGUAAGUAACUCCAUAUGGAGUGUGAUUUCCUCAGUCAAUGCAGUUUUCUAUUUUAUAUUAAGACUUCAUACAUUUAUAUAAUAUGUAAAUACAGGUUAUUUUAGGAAUGUUAAAUAAAAAUGUAUACUUCCCAAUGUGCUUACUGUCUGAUAGCUUUUUGAGGGAAUAUUGGGUUGAAUGACCUGUAUUGCUCAGAACUUUGUUGUUUUGCGGGAGUUACAGACUCUCAAAAGUGAUUCCAAAUGCUUUUUAAAAGUUUGUUUAGAAUUCCUGUAACAAGUAAACAUUUUAAAUAUACUAGUUUUAAUUUUAAAAUUAUGUUUUACCUUCUGGGACAAAUAAUUGGACUUAAAAUACAAACUGGUAAUUCCUUACAUUCACAGUUAAGUUGUACUGUAUUGAAGUCAGAAUGUAAACAAUUGUGUUUUAAGCUGUGCAAUAUUUUUUUUUGUAUUUUCUUAAACUUUGGGAAAGCUGCUCUUCAGUUCAUAAAACCAGAUCACACCUCAGAUGUGUCAUUUUUUCUUAAAAUUUGUUGUCAGCAAAAAGUUAACUGUACAGAUGGUGUGAUGCUUACAAUAGCAUAUCAGAUUUAAAAGGAUACUACCCAGAUACUUUGGAAUUUGAGCCAAAAUUAUUUUCUUAAUAUGACUGCUACUAUAAUUUCAAUACUUAUUGUCUGUAAACGUGCUUUGCAGUAUUUGAAGCCUGCAUAUCACAGCACUGAAAACCUGAUGGUGAAGCUAAUGUAAUAGCCUGAAAAAGGUACAAAAAUGUACAGAAAUCUUAGUUACAAACCGUAUUUUUGAAUAAUUAUUUCAUUAACAGUCUUCGGUUAAGGAGUAUAUGUCCCUAUAAAGUUUCAAUUUGUAUAAAUAAAGUCACAAACCUAUUCUUUUAAAAGCAGACAUGGAAGUACUAUUUUGAUGUGCAGUCUUUUAGACAACGGAUUAUUUUUCUGUAUGUUAAUUUAUAUAUGGAUGCAACUUUGAAGACUACAGAACGGUGGAACCUGAUAUUAAACUUUUCCAUUAGUAAAAACUACUACAGUUAUUUUAAGACAUAAUUUAUUUAUUAACUAACAGCUUGUACAUAGUGAAUGAAUGUAUUCAUAACAGACUAAGCUUGUGAAAGAAGAUUGUUCUGGGGCUGUGAUUUUUCUAUCUCAGAACAGAUCAUUCUAGAGAAGCAAUUGCAUGCACUUGGAUAUUUUUCUCCUUGGGGAAGUAUUCAUUACUGAAAGAAAGCCUAAAAAAAAGUCAGAUGUUUAAAAUGUGGAAGUGGCAGUUUGACUGAGACCUUUGAGUCAAGUUAGUAAUCAUUUUCUCUGUAUAUUUUGUACUUGAAUGACUAUAAAUACGGUCAAAGAGGAAAGGGGAGGGAAGUUCUAGCAAUAUUAUUUUAUAUUCACAUUGCACAGAAGUGCAGUGCAUAGCUCAGAAAAUGGGGUAAAAGGUCAGAUUUUCAAAACUGAAAUAGAAUACAGAUGGCACAUCUGAUUGUUUUUUGUAGUGUGCAAGAAUAUUUGUAAAAUACUUUGAUUAUUGUCAAAUGGAACUGACUGAUGAAAUGCUAGUAAGGAUUGCUUAAUAGGGUUUUAACACAUUUCUGUCAUUUAUACUUAUAUGUGUAUAUUUUUUGGUAUGAAAAUUAAUUGGAACAAAUGAAAAUACAGCAUUAGCUGAUUUUA
Corvus hawaiiensis (hawaiian crow) is the source of this 8712-nucleotide messenger RNA. Its product is annotated as protein ELYS-like. Bases 112 to 6879 code for a protein of 2255 amino acids. The transcript has 36 exons. The record is from RefSeq and is a predicted model, not a curated record. Lineage: Eukaryota; Metazoa; Chordata; Aves; Passeriformes; Corvidae.